AUGUGCACUUCUUCAUGCUGGGAUAUUCAGAUCUCUAAAAGGAUCCGCCAUGCUGCUGCUAAUGUGCUUAGGGAAUGCUGGCUUCUGCACCGCGCAAACCUGACAAAGGGCAACCGCGGUGAGCACCGAAGACACCAGCGAUGCCUUCUGGAAGCCAUCAGAGCAUUUCGGCAAUUACGGCUCAAACAAAGAAAGCUGAGAGAUUAUGCCAGUGAGAUGGUGGACUUCCCAAAGUUGCAGAUGAUCAUGUGUGACCUCAGUGCCAAUUGGAAUAACUGCUAUCGGGAGCUGGAGGAGCGUAUCCUCUCCAUGGAGCAGAAGCUAGAUGAGCUGAACCGCUGCUUCCAACAGACAUCUGAGCUACUGUCUCAGUUCUUACGGCACCGUAACCCAGAAAUAAGGUGACACAACAAUAUGAACUUCAGGAGCAGACAGAUGUAUUGUCUCUGGUAUUUUAAUUUUCACUAAUCAUGAAAAUGAGACGGUGAAUCCUCUCCACUGAGGGCUGGUCCAGACUGUUAACAUGCUGAACCACUUGGAGGACUGGCAUACCUACAAAAGAUCUCAUCUUCUGGCCUGGUGCUGAGUGCACUGCAGCAUGACUCAUAGCUGUAAAAUUACAAAGAACUAUGGAAGAAUCACAGUUCCUUUUUUUUUUUUUUAAUCGCCAGUGUUUUUUUAAUCACUUGUAAUUGUGACUAAGCACAAGAAGUGUUUUGUGAUCUACACUGUCAAAGGCUCCAGGGAUCGCUUUUACUGCUAAUUAUAAGGUUUCAUUGAUGGACUCCAUCACUGCCUAAUUCCUGUGGAAUAAGAUGU
Sphaeramia orbicularis (orbiculate cardinalfish) is the source of this 819-nucleotide messenger RNA. Its product is annotated as intermediate conductance calcium-activated potassium channel protein 4-like. NCBI's taxonomy places the organism in Eukaryota, Metazoa, Chordata, Actinopteri, Kurtiformes, Apogonidae. Gene Ontology annotation, molecular function: small conductance calcium-activated potassium channel activity; calmodulin binding. The transcript has 5 exons. The coding region runs from base 1 to 405 and encodes 134 amino acids. Gene Ontology annotation, biological process: potassium ion transport. The record is from RefSeq and is a predicted model, not a curated record. Gene Ontology annotation, cellular component: membrane.